Messenger RNA from Adelges cooleyi (spruce gall adelgid), 711 nucleotides. RefSeq names its product coiled-coil-helix-coiled-coil-helix domain-containing protein 7. The record is from RefSeq and is a predicted model, not a curated record. The transcript is spliced from 3 exons. NCBI's taxonomy places the organism in Eukaryota, Metazoa, Arthropoda, Insecta, Hemiptera, Adelgidae. The coding region runs from base 295 to 540 and encodes 81 amino acids.
AAAUGAUAACGCGUGAUAAUAAAUAAUUUUUUCCAAAUACUAUAAAUGAUUUAUAAAUCAUUAUUUAUUUACAGUAUUUGAUUGAUGUUACAACUUACACAGUUUCAGAGUUCAGUUAUCUGUUGACACUCAACGUAUGACAGUAAACGAAUUUACCAAAAACUUUAAAAAGUAAAAAUUAUUAUCCGCCUACGGUCUUCUAAAUAAUUGUUUCGUUUAAAUAAUUAUUAUUAUUAUCCUUCAACAUUGGAAACAAACUACAAUAAUAUUUAUAAAAUUCGUAAAAUAAAAAAGAUGUCUGGGGAAGCGAUGAAUUCAGAUUCAAAUCCUUGUUUGCAAGAACAGAGAAUAUCACUAAAAUGUUUACAAGACAGCUUUGGAAAUAGUAAGAAAUGCAUGCCUGAAAUUGAAAAUUAUAAAGAAUGCAAAACAUUUUGGUACAAUAUUUAUAAAGAAAGAAAACGAAAAAACAUAAGACCACAUCUACCCUCAAAGGAAGAACGAACUAAAAUAAAAAAAGAAUACUGGACUCAGCUUUGAAAUAUAUAUAUUUAAUUAUUCAAAGUUUACUACAAUAAUUGUGUAAUAUUUUAGUUGCAUAAGUGCUUGAAUAAUAUAUUAUAGCUUAUAUUUAUGUAAUAGUAAUUUUAAGUUUUUUUGAUAAUUAUAAAAACAAUUUACACAAUAAUGUCUAUUUAAUAAUACAAGAUA